AUGGCGGCCAGGAAGCAGAGAGAAGGGAUGAGCCAGAGAGGGAGGUUCACCCUUCUAGACCACAGCCCCCGGGACCCACCUCCUGGAAGCAGACCCUGCCUCUCAACAUGGGAUGAGCACCUGGCUGAGCCAUUACUACCCUACCAUCACCACCACCAGGGCUGCUCCAUGCUCAAAGACUGGCUCUGGGGCUCAGAGGUUGAAGCUGGCAGCAUCACUGGGGAGUAUGGGUCGCUCUGGACCAUCCUCCUCCUUGUGGUGUUGGCUGUGCUCCUGCUGGUUGGCCUCCUACAUACUCAUGUCAAGCUGUUACUGCCCCAGCUCAGGGCUGAGGUGGAGAGGCCACCUGUUACCAACAUCAUGUUCCUCAAGACACACAAGACAGCUAGCAGCACAGUGCUCAACAUCCUCUACCGCUAUGCUGAGAUGCACAACCUGUCUGUGGCGCUGCCUGUGGGCCGAAGUUUCCACCUGGGCUUCCCCUGGCUCUUUGUGGCGCAUUACGUGGAGGGUGCUCUGCAGGCUGGGCCUCACCCUGGGCCUCCUCGACAAUUCAACAUCAUGUGCAACCACCUGCGGUUCAACCUGCCAGAGGUGCAGAAGAUCAUGCCCAACGACACCUUCUACUUCUCCAUCCUUCGGCACCCGGUCACCCAGCUCGAGUCCUCCUUUAUCUACUAUAAGAACUGUGCACCUGCUUUCCGCGCUGCUAGCAGCCUGGAAGCCUUCCUGAAGGCGCCGCACCGCUUUUACAACAGCAGUGAUGGGCUGGGGAAUGUGCAUGCGCGCAACAGCAUGUGGUUUGACCUGGGCUUCAACAACGAUGCUGCUGCUGAUGACGCAUACGUGCGUGCUCGCCUGGUGGAGGUGGAGCAGCGCUUCCAGUUGGUGCUAAUCGCCGAGUACUUUGACGAGUCCAUGGUACUGCUGCGGCGCUUACUGCACUGGCAACUGGACGAUGUGGUAGCCUUUCGGCUAAACGCGCUCAGCCCGCACAGCGUGGUGCGCCUGUCUCCCCAGGGCCGGGAGCGCGCGCUGAGCUGGAGCGCCCUGGACUGGCGCUUGUACCUGCACUUCAACCGCACUUUCUGGACGCGCGUGCGCGCUGAGCUGGGCCCGCGCCGCCUGCGCGCAGAGGUGGAGCAGCUGCGUGCUCGCCGCCUGGAGCUCCAGACUCUAUGUUUGGAGGAAACAGCGCCUCGCAGCGGGGCGAGCAUCGCAGACCCGCGGCUGCGCCCCUACAAGCCCGGUGAUGCAGACAUCCUGGGAUAUGUCCUGCGGCCGGGGCUGGACAACGCCACGCUACAUCUGUGCCAAAGGAUGGUGAUGCCUGAGCUACAGUACAUGGCCCGACUGUACACGCUGCAGUUCCCCCAGAAACCCCGUAAAAGCAUACCCUUCCUGGAGAACUAGGGACCUUGGGGCCUGCCCCUUUCCAGCCUUCCUUGGACAUCCAGGCCGCAGACCCUCAGACUGACCCACCAGGGGCACAGUCCACCUGUCCCUGAGGUGAGAGGGCUUCCAGGGGAUAUGCUUGACAGGCAGACUGGGCUGUGGUCCCAAAGGACCUCAGAGCGUUUCCCAGAACUUCCUUGACCCAAUGUGGCACUGAUUCUCAGGGAAGAACCCAGGACCACUCUCAGAGCUGGACCUGCAAAUGGCAGCGUGGUGAGCAUUUUAUUUCCGAAUGCAAACGGUUUAGUUUAGAUUUAGAGACCAUACCAAUGUUAUACUAAGAUGUUAAAAAUUAAAAUAAUUGAUUAAAAGAUAGCAAAAAUAGUUACUUAAAAAGAUAGUUAUUAGUAAUAUUGUCAUUCAGUACUGAGCUCAUUACCCUAGUCACCAAGCACCAACCACAUAGUUAUAAAUUAACUUACCGCGUAGGUUUGCUGUUCUGUAAUGUGUCACCCCCCCCCACAUUAGUGACCUGUGUGCUAUGUCAACUUUUGUUCCCCUUGUAAGAGACAAAUGAUGCUGUGUCAACCAUUGUUCCCUUCAUGAGAGACAAAUGUUCCUGGAAUUGGCCAACCAAGGGCUAUGAAUUGGCUAACCACCCACUGUGAAAUGCCUCUUAUCUCAAGCAAAGGGGAACAAAGGCCCACCUUAUUUCUUUUUCCCAUCACUAUGUACUUAAUGAUCAAUGAGCUAACCAUAAAUGGACUAUAAAAAUCAGUCAAAACUAACUCAGUUGCACAGCUUUGCAAAUUCCAUCUGCACUGUGUCGCUGGGCCAGCUAAAAAGCGCUUCUUUUGAAAAAGACAUCUUGCACCAUUUGUCAUCUUGGGGUCUUGCCCUGUUUUUCAUCAUGGGGCCCUGUUUUUUGAGUAGAGUACAACAUUUGGGGCCUUAUCCAGGAUUACAUGGGGACCCCUCCCCAGAUUUUUUUCACUGAUUGAUUGGCUUGAAACAUCUGUAAGUAUUUGGAUCUUUUGUUCUUUGUAAUUUGAGUGCUCACUUUUGAAGUUUCAGAGGAGCUUGGCUGGCUCCUUCUGCACCGGAGCGGGACGCCCUCUGGGACAGGGCUUCUAGCCCAAUUGUGAUUUGGGAUUUUUUAUCCAUUUGAUUUUGUGCUUGGUAUGUUUUUACGGUGGAGCCAUUUGUUCAUUUGAAUCUGUUACCUCAAUACUAACAUUUAGAUUUCUUUUUUCUCUGAAACUACUGUUGCAGGUUCCAUGCGGCUUAUUGGACUUAAGGGUCAUAAUAAAAA
Cavia porcellus (domestic guinea pig) is the source of this 2707-nucleotide messenger RNA. RefSeq names its product galactose-3-O-sulfotransferase 2-like. The record is from RefSeq and is a predicted model, not a curated record. Gene Ontology annotation, molecular function: galactosylceramide sulfotransferase activity. The transcript is spliced from 5 exons. The coding region runs from base 1 to 1413 and encodes 470 amino acids. Gene Ontology annotation, cellular component: membrane. NCBI's taxonomy places the organism in Eukaryota, Metazoa, Chordata, Mammalia, Rodentia, Caviidae. Gene Ontology annotation, biological process: glycolipid biosynthetic process; glycoprotein biosynthetic process.